Messenger RNA from Mya arenaria, 1084 nucleotides. RefSeq names its product interferon-induced protein 44-like. Lineage: Eukaryota; Metazoa; Mollusca; Bivalvia; Myida; Myidae. The record is from RefSeq and is a predicted model, not a curated record. The transcript is spliced from 4 exons. The coding region runs from base 33 to 1022 and encodes 329 amino acids.
UUUUUGUUAUUGUAGUGGAAUAUACGCUAAGAAUGGCGGGAAAACUGACCGAAGAACAGAUGAACCUAUUAGAAGCCAUGAUCGGCUGUGGACCUAAGAGCUUUAAACUGCUUUACAGCAUCACAAGGGACGGCUGCAGUGCCACCGAAUUUCACCGGAAGUGUGACAAUCAAGGACCCACCGUGACGGUUCUCUACAACCCGCAGGGCUCUGUGUACGGUGGAUACGCGGGCCUUAGUUGGAAGACUGAUGGGGGUCACACCAAGGAUGACACCGCAUUUAUAUUCCGGUUAAUGUUCUCGGGAAAACGUGUUGUGAAUACAUUUAGACCAAAAGAUGCAUCAAAGGCGUUAUUCUUCAGUUUUUUGUACAGUGCAUUGUUUGGUUAUCCAGAUUUCCAACCAUUUUCAAACACGAUUUCAAUGGAUAAAGACGGAACAUUUCCUCUCAAUGGCACACUUGCAUUAGGGACUUAUUAUCAUAGUAACGGCGUUUCUAACGACGACAUCAACAACGGGAGUAUGGUUGUCUCGGAGAUGGAAGUGUACGCUGUUUCCGCAGAUGACCCUCGAACAUCAACGCCCAUGCAAACAACGUGGCGAAAAACACCAGCUCUCAAUGAAGAGUACUUGUCUAAGAUGACAGAAGAGCUUGCGGCAUUAACUCCACCAAAAGGAAGUGGAAUCACUGACUUCCGGUUGCUACUUGUUGGUCCGACUGGUGCGGGAAAAUCCAGUUUCAUUAAUACUGUCAUGUCAGCUUUUGCCGGUAGAGUAAUGCAGAAGUCCGCUGUCGGUGGCUCGGCCAGUGGCCUUACUAAUAAAGUGAGUUUCUUUUUAUCCAACCUUAUAUUUCUGCCAAUCAUCUCACUAGCGAAGUGCUUAAUAUGCCAUGUAUCGAAUGAACUUGACCGUGUCUCACUCUUCAGAGUUUAUUACUACUGUAACUCCAAGAAGAAUAUAACACCAGUUUCAAAUUUCCCGUCUGUACUAAAUCCGAGAAACAUAUUGUUUUAUUUUUAAAUUAACUAUUGAAAGUGAUUGAUAUUCUGGUUUUUGGAUCACUAAAUCUGAAUGACACUUUC